Closterium sp. Yama58-4 is the source of this 1293-nucleotide messenger RNA. NCBI's taxonomy places the organism in Eukaryota, Viridiplantae, Streptophyta, Zygnematophyceae, Desmidiales, Closteriaceae. The record is from the annotation of a GenBank genome assembly.
AUGGUGCGGCUGCUGGGAGAGAAGGUGCUCAGAUACUGCCAAGACGCGCCACUGGAGGUGAAGCAGCGUCUGGUGGGGCUGCUGCUGGACCUGGCAGAGAGGGCCGUGGGGGAGGUGCAGCUCACAGGGGGCGGGCGUGGCCGUGGGAGUUCAGGGCACAGCGGCUCAGAGCACGGUGCGUGUGGCAGCCUGCAUGACCUUUCAGGCAGCCUUGGUCAUUCCGAUCUUUCUCACUCCACCGUCGCUUCUGUCAUUGCUAACUCCUCCAAGGGUCCCUCUCCUUUCCACAAUGCCCCUGUCCCUGCCUGUGCUGGUUACACGACGAGGAGCAGCAGCGCUAUAGCUGCGGGGAGUGGGAGCAGAGGCAGUGAUGGGGAGAUGGUGGGUGGGUCAUCGAAUGGGGCAGGCAGCAGCAGCAUGGGUGGCAAUAACGGCAGUGGUGGAGGCAGUGGUGGUGGCAGUGGUGGAGGCAGUGGUGAGGGGGUGUUACAGGGGGGAUGUGGUAUGUGGAGGGAGACGCUGCACCCUGUGUGCUUCACUGCCAUCCACCUGCUGCCGCAGUUCUGCGGGCAGCCCAGUCCCAACGACCCAGAGAGCAGCUCCGCGGUGCAGGUGGCGAGCAUCGCCAUGCCCCGCCUCCUCGCCUUCGCCCGCCGCCGCCUGCAGCGCUUCACAGAGGACUGCCUGGUGCGCGGGGCGGGCAGCAUGGCAGCGGCGCGCAGGAGGGAGGUGAGGGUCAUUCUGGCAGGCCUCACAGCCAUCUCGCUGCACCCCUCUGUCGCCGCCCCCCUCUCGCACCUCCUCCCCGCCAUGCUCCGCUGCACCCCUCCUCCUGCUCACAGCUUCACCGCGCUCUCCCUCCCAGAGCCACCAGCGCACUUCCUCGCUCACUGCAUCGCAGCUCACACUGCACCGCACAGCAAGCCCGCCUCUGCGCCCACCUCUUCCAUUGCUGCAUCGGCCGCAGCUCCCACUGCUACUCUUCCCGAGCCUGGCAGCGCCACCGAUGCAGCGGCUUGCGCUGCUGGCACCGGGGGUGGGGAAGGUGGCGAGGGGGAGUGCAUUCAGGGGACGGAUGGUGUGGGGGGGAGUGAAAGUGAGUGUGAGUGGCGGGUGCUGCCGGACGGGCAAGGCGGGUGCAUGGGAUGGCGCAAGGCCCACCUGUUCGCCAUCUACCCCUUCGCAUGCGACCUCAUUCUUGCCAGCCGGGACCCAGAGCUGGCAGUGGCACUGCGCGCACUGCUACAUGCAGUGGGGGCGGAGAUGGGGCUGCACCCAGCUCAGAGAAUCUGA